Molecule: messenger RNA, 396 nt
Organism: Gilbertella persicaria
Lineage: Eukaryota; Fungi; Mucoromycota; Mucoromycetes; Mucorales; Choanephoraceae
Exons: 3
Source: RefSeq, a predicted model, not a curated record
ACUGGAUCCGGAACGAACUCUCCCUUGGUGAAGAGAAGAAAGUUUAUUGUCUAUUUCUCUGGUAAUGGCCAAAGAAAUUGGCUCCCUAAAAGAUUCUUGAUUGUCAAUAGUAGAAACAUCACUGAUGAACUCAAGAAAUUUAUACAAAAAAGCAUCGAUAUGACAGAAAAGACGGGUAAUGUCAAUCCUUUGAGAGUGCUCUCCCUCUCUUACAUCUUCCCUGUCAGCAAAUUACAGCCAAAAUAUUCUGUUGCUGAAUAUGUUGACGUUAGCAUGAAAAGAGAUUUGGAGAGAUUUGCAAUCCGAAAAAUUGAAAUGAAGAAGGCAUCAGCUGAUGCAUUGAUUUACUGCAAGACAGUCACCGAUGUAAAGUACUACAGUUGUAAAGCAGAAUGA